Scophthalmus maximus (turbot) is the source of this 2334-nucleotide messenger RNA. RefSeq names its product hydroxysteroid (17-beta) dehydrogenase 12b (gene hsd17b12b). Gene Ontology annotation, cellular component: endoplasmic reticulum. The record is from RefSeq and is a predicted model, not a curated record. Gene Ontology annotation, molecular function: oxidoreductase activity. Lineage: Eukaryota; Metazoa; Chordata; Actinopteri; Pleuronectiformes; Scophthalmidae. The coding region runs from base 148 to 1107 and encodes 319 amino acids. The transcript is spliced from 11 exons.
ACAAGCAGCGCAUCGCUUAUGCGGAUAUCCGGGAUCCCUGGACGUACUCCUCGCACUCACUUUGCACUUUGAGCACUUGUCGGUACAUUUUCACGCAAGCAGGUUAUAAACUCCCCAGUUGUCAGUUGUCCGUGGUGCAGUUGUAUCAUGUCGUCCGGCGGAGAAGCCGUGUUCCGGGCCCUGGAGACGCCGCUCCUCGGCCUAGGCGCGCUGACCGCGGCCUGGCUGUCUGUGAGCUGCGUGUGGCGGCUCCUGUCCGGGAUCCGGGUGUGGGUGCUGGGCAACGGGCGGCUCGUGUCACCCGGCAAACUGGGGCCAUGGGCAGUUGUGACGGGAGCCACAGAUGGGAUUGGGAAGGCCUACGCAGAGGAGCUUGCCCGCAGAGGCUUCUCGAUCGUGCUGAUCAGCCGCUCCCAGGAGAAGCUGGACGACGUUUCCAAAGCGAUCUCCAGCAAAUGUGGUGUGGAGACCAAAACGAUCGCAGCGGACUUCAGUGCCGUCGACAUCUACGCAAAAAUUGAAGAAGGACUCGCGGGGCUCGAGAUUGGCGUCCUGGUGAACAAUGUGGGAAUAUCCUACUCCUACCCCGAAUUCUUCCUCAAUCUGCCCGAUCUGGACACUUUCAUCGACACGAUGGUCAACGUGAACAUAACAUCAGUGUGUCAGAUGACGCGUCUUGUUUUACCUCAAAUGGUGGAGAGGAAGAAGGGCGCCGUCCUCAACAUCUCAUCUGGCAGCGGGAUGUACCCCGUUCCUCUUCUCACCGUCUACUCCGCCUCCAAGGCAUUUGUGGACUUCUUCUCCCGAGGACUGCAGGCCGAGUACAAGAGCAAAGGCAUCAUCAUCCAGAGCGUUCUACCAUUUUUUGUUGCUACCAAGCUGAGUAAAAUCCGACGGGCCACGCUGGACAAGCCCAGUCCGCAGCGCUACGUCGCAGCCGAGCUCAACACCGUGGGGCUGCAGACCCAGACCAACGGCUACCUGCCCCACGCCAUCAUGGGCUGGGUGACUACGGCUCUGCUGCCUGCCAAGAUCCUCAACAGCUACUUGAUGGGGAUGGGCUUGUCCCAACGCGCCCGUUACCUCAAGAAGCAGAAGCAGGGGUAGAUGGAUUGUCUGACCGCCGCCGCCAUCAUCAUCAUCAUCAUCGUCGUCGUCAUGAACCAAGAGGAGGAGAUGUGACAGUAUCUCACAAAACAUCUCUCUCUCCUCUCUCCUCUCUCCUCUCUCCUCUCUCCGAUACGCCUACUCAUAGAUUACGUGAAGCGGCGUCUGGCCACGGUUGUCUUUACACAGAAGGUUGAACAAAGCGGUGCUCAAGUGACAAGCGUUAACGUACGCGUCACUAACGCGGAAACUAAAACCCAACUUUUGAAACUAAUCUCCAAAAACAUCGAUCGUAAAUCUGAGUCUGUAGAAGGAGACGUGUGUGUGUGUGUGUGUGUGUGUGUGUGUGUGUGUGUGUGUGUGUGUGUGUGUGUGUGUGUGUGUGUGUGUGUGUGUGUGUGUGUGUGUGUGUGUGUGUGUGUGUGUGUGUGUGUGUGUGUGUGUGUGUGUGUGUGUGUGUGGACCGUGGCACUUAGUUUUCUAAAGCACUUACUAUCAAGAUCUAAACUGCUGAUGUGUGGGGGGGGGGGGGUUGUGAUAGUUAAAGGCUUCUUUAAUUCCUCAUUCUCAUUUUUUAAGAAGUUUCAAAAAGCACGCAGCUUUCUUUCCAGUACCAACCACAGAAUCUUUUUGCUCUCUUCAUCCUAAUAUUUUCUCAGUAGCGUUGAUGUAGAGGGGCCGUGCGUACGAUCUAACAAAUUGCUUUUUUCAUCUGUACAAAAGAAAUAUCAAGAGGAGGCUCUGUGGAUAAAUAGCCGGGGCAGAGGGGGAGAUGCUGUGGUAGAAUAUUGAAAUGUGUGUUUUGUUUACAUACCAAAUUGAUUUUCAAAUGAAUUAAUUCUCGAUCUUUUCCCCCAUGUUUUGUCGGAUUUACUAAAAUGCUCAAACCAAAUGUGCAGAUGAGACCAAUGAAAUCAUGUAAAAGCUCUGAUGCAUGUCUUUGACUUUCUCCUUUGAAAAACUACACGUAUGUUGGGAGUACGGUAUAUGUCUGUAGUUUCAACGCUUAAGUUAUUCUGUGUUAAUCCCAAUAGAAAAUUUGUACGUAACAUCUUCGCUCUCGGGGACCAACUUCAAUGCAAAGGCCACGGGGAAGCAGCAUGUUGUUCGGGAUGCAAGCGGAGGUAAACCAGAGCAACUGCAUUUUACUCUGAUGCUCUGACAACACGGCAAAAGUAUAUUGGAGUUUGUCCUUCCGGUCUACAAUAAACAUGCUUUCCAAGAUAA